AUGCCGACAAUAACCUCCUCGACAUUCACCUAUGAUGUGUUUAUCAGCUUUAGAGGAGAAGACACGCGCUAUGGUUUCACUGGCAAUCUUUACAAAGCUCUUCGUGACAAGGGAAUUCACACUUUCAUUGAUGAUGACAAGCUUGAGAGGGGAGAAGAAAUAACACCUGCACUUAUGAAGGCAAUUCAAGAGUCUAGGAUUGCCAUCACUGUGCUCUCUGAAAACUAUGCUUCUUCCUCGUUCUGCUUAGAUGAACUUGAAGCCAUCCUUGACUGCAAGAAUAAAGGUCUACUUGUUAUACCAGUAUUUUAUAAGGUGGACCCUUCAGAUGUGAGACACCAGAAAGGGAGUUAUGGAGAAGCAUUGACUAAGCACCAGAAAAGGUUCAAAGAUAAGAAGGAGAAGUUGCAGAAAUGGAAGAUGACUCUGCGUCAAGUAGCUGACUUGUCGGGUUAUCAUUUCAAAGAUGGAAUUGAAUAUGAAUACAAGUUUAUUGGGAGCAUUGUUGAGUGGGUCUGUAGCGAGAUUGGUCGUGGUUGUUGUUUACAUGUUGCAGAUUACCCAGUUGGACUAGAUAUUCACGAGUACUAG
Vigna angularis (adzuki bean) is the source of this 591-nucleotide messenger RNA. RefSeq names its product TMV resistance protein N-like. The transcript is spliced from 2 exons. Gene Ontology annotation, biological process: signal transduction. The record is from RefSeq and is a predicted model, not a curated record. The coding region runs from base 1 to 591 and encodes 196 amino acids. NCBI's taxonomy places the organism in Eukaryota, Viridiplantae, Streptophyta, Magnoliopsida, Fabales, Fabaceae.